AUGGACCAAGUAAGUACAACCAGCAAUGGCGUGGCGGCGGCGGCAGGCGGCGGAGUGAGCAUUGGGGCGGCGAUUGGAAUCGCCUUUGGCGCAUCUGCGGUGACAGCAGUCACCAUCCUUCUUCUCUGGUGGAACUCGCGGCGCCGAGCCAACUCGAGGGCCCGCCGCGGCGGCGUGGAAUUCGGCAUGAUGAACGGAGAAGACCGUCGCUCUCUCUCCGUGGAGGAGGUGAACUCCUCCAGCCCAGCACCAGAAGAGGACCGCUCCCCCUCGACCUCCUCCCUCGCUCUCGAAGAAAUGCUCGAUCUGGACAGCACCAGAGCGACCCCAGCCUCAGUCCGCAGCACGCCGUCCAGAUCGAAGCACGAACCAAAUCUCGACUCGAUCUCUGAGGCCAGCGAGCCUUCUACGACCUCUUCUCCGGCUGCGACUCCUCCUCUAUCGAAUUUGUACACUCCAUCACUGUACCGAGCAGCACCACCAGACAGUAUUCAGCAGCAGACACGCCUGGCACCACCAAAUUUGACCACAGAGUAUUCGAUUGCAUCGCUGGAAGGCUAUGAGGAGUUUGCACCAUGGAUUGAUCCCGAAGCUAUUCAAGUACGAGACGAGCAGGACGAGCAGCAAGGAUUGUAG
This is a messenger RNA of Cercospora beticola, 636 nucleotides long. RefSeq lists its product as uncharacterized. NCBI's taxonomy places the organism in Eukaryota, Fungi, Ascomycota, Dothideomycetes, Mycosphaerellales, Mycosphaerellaceae. The record is from RefSeq and is a predicted model, not a curated record.